Aspergillus sclerotioniger CBS 115572 is the source of this 1513-nucleotide messenger RNA. RefSeq lists its product as uncharacterized. The record is from RefSeq and is a predicted model, not a curated record. The coding region runs from base 20 to 1408 and encodes 462 amino acids. The transcript is spliced from 2 exons. Lineage: Eukaryota; Fungi; Ascomycota; Eurotiomycetes; Eurotiales; Aspergillaceae. Gene Ontology annotation, molecular function: protein binding.
CCCCACUCCACACUCCAAGAUGCCCACCGAAUCGCAAAGCGCAUCACUAGCAAGCACUCUCGUGGCCCGUUUUCUACGGACGCACAAUUACACGCAGACCCUCAACGCAUUUCUCCAAGAAGCGGGACUCCCGGCCGACGCGGGGCAACUUCGCGGCAAGGACAAUGCGCCCAGCUGGACGAUCGAAAGCGUGCUCGAGGAGAAGAAAGCUUUCGACCAGAGCGUGAACUUUGAACGCUACGGCGAGAACGACGAGGACAAAGAUGUCUGGAGUGUUCCAGCACCACUCAAGCCCAACAUCAUUCAAACGCCAACCGCCACAAACUUGCUGGCAUGUUCUGUAGAGCAAUGGCAACCGGCUGAUGAAUCCUUAUCGCCAUACCUGGUCGCUACAGGCGCAGACAAGCAUCUUCACCUCUUCAAAACGUCUCCUGGCAAUGACCUCGUCCAAUCGUUCACCGGCACAUCAGAGGCUCCGAUUCUAUCGUACGCCCCGAUCCAGGAUGGGAAAGACGUCCUCAUGACCAACAUGUCCGGACAACUGCUUCUCCAACGCGGCGCGCAAAUCCUAGACCGUCGCAAAGACCAUGCCAAAUAUGCCGUCAAAGUCAUCGUCCACGAGGAUGACACCUCUAUUUGGAUCGCAACCGCCGGCUGGGAUUCAAAGGUCUUCCUUUACCGAAUGCACACCGAUGAGUCUCAAAUCGGCGAACCAGUCGCAUCCAUCCCACUAGCCUCAAACCCAGAAUCCAUCCUCUUCAUUCGUCACAUCGACACAGAUCAACUGAUUCUACUCAUCUCGCGCCGCGACUCAACAUACCUUUACUACUACCAAGUCGAGCCGGAACGCCCCCAGCCUACUCCCUACGAAUGUCCCCUGCUCGGCAAACAAAACCUAGCACCCCACUCCAACGCCUGGGUCGCUUUCUCCCCAUCAUGUUUGGCCCUCAGUCCACACGACCCGGGUCUCAUCGCCAUCGCGACAUCAACUCUCCCGCAUUUGAAAGUCAUGAUUGUGCGGUUACUUUUCCCCGCAGCGGAGAGUCUGGAGGAGAAGCCGGAGCCGGAAACGCAAGCCGCGCAGGCUUUGGCUGCCCUGUCGCUGCAGAAUCGCGAGGACGCAGCUAUCAUGAUUCAGGCGAAUACGUUCGCGCCGCAGACGGCGUACUCCACGCCGCAGGUGGUGUGGCGGCCGGAUGGGUCGGGGGUGUGGGUUAAUGGGGAUGAUGGGGUGAUUCGUGGGGUGGAGACUAAGACGGGGAAGAUUGUGACGUUGUUGAAGGAUGGGCAUGAGGUUGGGUGUAAGAUUCGGACGAUUUGGGCUGGCUGGGUGGAGGGAGAAGAGGGGAGAGAGGAGUGGUUGGUUAGUGGGGGGUUUGAUAAGAGGUUGGUUGUUUGGAGGGUAUAGCACAGUAUAUAGUAUAGUGACUUGAGGAAGGUCGUGGUUGUAUAGGCUAAGUUGUUUUAUGGAGAACAGUCAAAGCAAUGGAGUCAAGACGGAUAUAAAAUGAAG